This is a messenger RNA of Cornus florida, 2917 nucleotides long. Its product is annotated as protein FAR1-RELATED SEQUENCE 2-like. Bases 330 to 2729 code for a protein of 799 amino acids. Gene Ontology annotation, biological process: regulation of DNA-templated transcription. The transcript is spliced from 7 exons. Gene Ontology annotation, molecular function: zinc ion binding. The record is from RefSeq and is a predicted model, not a curated record. NCBI's taxonomy places the organism in Eukaryota, Viridiplantae, Streptophyta, Magnoliopsida, Cornales, Cornaceae.
AAUGUAAAAUCCAAGUGAAGUACAAAUUGAAAAAUUGAUCCCGAGUCAUUUAAGAGGAAGAUCGGGAGGUGAGAUGGUUAAAUUGAUUGAUUGCUGCUCAUAGGGAUAGGUCGUAUUCAUUGGUAGGGGAUUGUUGGUAGAGGAUGGUGUAUUUAUUUGUUUAGGGCUAGGGCUAGGGCUAGGCUAGGGCUAGGGCUAAAUCGAUACUUCUAAUUCCAAACAUAUGAUAUAUAUGAUAUUAGCAUGGCAUCAAAAUCACGAUCUGAAAUCUUAGGGCUGCCGUGAAAUUCAAGCGGACGACCUCUUCCGGCGACCUUUCAUAGAUAUAUAUGUAUGAGGAUAAACUAGACGCGGGAUCAAACAAAAACACAAACUCUGUUGACGGUAUGGAUGCAGGGCAUUGUGGUGAAGAGGGUGUAAAUUCCCCUAGAAUGAGUGGACCUGUUCAAGGAAACCCUGGACCAAAUUUGGGUCACAACGUCGUCAUCAGGAGUGGGGAUGGAAUGGAUGUGAAUACUCUUGAAGUGGAUGUUGUUAAUAAAGGGGUAAUUUGUUACGAGCCCCAGAGUGGGUUGGAGUUUGAAUCUAAGGAAGAAGCAUAUUCUUUCUACAGAGAUUAUGCUAGGUCCGUGGGAUUUGGCAUUACAAUAAAAGCCAGUCGCCGGUCAAAAAGAUCAGGGAAGUUUAUUGAUGUCAAAAUUGCAUGUUCUAGAUUUGGAAGCAAGCGCGACUCCUCUUGUACAACCGCUCCUAAUUCACGGUCAUGUCCAAAAACAGACUGCAAGGCAAGCAUGCAUAUGAAGAGAAGAGAGGAUGGAAAAUGGUUCAUAUAUAGUUUUGUAAAGGAGCAUAACCAUGAAAUUUGUCCAGAUGACUUUUAUCAUGCUAUCAGGGGAUGGAACAAACAGCCUGCUGUUGUUGCUUGUCAAAAGAAAGGACUGCAGUUGGCCUUAGAUGAGGAAGAUGUGAAAGUGUUGCUCAGCCAUUUUAUUCUUAUGCAAGAUGAGAAUCCCGGUUUUCUGUAUGCAAUAGAUUUGGAUCAUGAAAAACGAAUGAGAAAUGUGUUUUGGGUUGAUGCGAAAGGUAGGCAUGAUUACAGCAAUUUUUAUGAUGUAGUCUUCUUUGAUACCAGUUAUGUGAGAAACAAGCAUCAAAUCCCCUUUGCUCCCAUUAUUGGGGUGAAUCAUCACUUUCAGUUCACGUUGCUUGGGUGUGCAUUGAUUGGGGACGAAACUUUAUCAACAUACGUUUGGGUAAUGCGCACAUGGCUUGGAGCAAUGAGUGGUCAAUGUCCAAGAGUAAUUAUUACUGAUGAAGACAAGUCACUGAAAGCAGCUACCAAAGAGGUGUUUCCUGAUGCACGCCACUGUUUCUGUUUGUGGCACGUACUGUCUAAAAUUACUGAAAAUCUUGGUCAUAUUAUUGAUCGGUGUGAAAAUUUUAUGAUGAAAUUUAACAAAUGCAUAUAUCGAUCUUGGACAGAUGAACAGUUUGUAAAAAGAUGGUGGAAAAUAGUUGAUAAAUUUGACCUUGGGGAGAAUGAAUGGAUUCAAUCAUUGCAUGAAGAUCGUAAAAAGUGGGUUCCAACUUAUAUGAGGGAUACUUUCUUAGCUGGAAUUUGUACAACCGAGCGAUCUGAAAGUAUAUCUUCUUUAUUUGACAAGUACAUCUGCAAGGUAACUACAUUUAAGGAGUUCAUUGAUCAGUACAAAAUAUUUUUGCAUGACAGGUAUGAAGAAGAAGCCAAAGCUGAUGUUGAAAUGCGGCAAAGACAACCAGCAUUAAGGUCACUUUCACCAUUUGAGAAACAAAUGUCGACAGUUUAUACUCAUGCGAUAUUCAAGAAGUUUCAAGUUGAGGUUUUGGGAAUAGUUUCUUGUAAUCUGCAAAAAGAAAGUGAAGACCAGACAACUGCAACAUUCCGUGUUGACGAUUUUGAGGAGCAGCAGAAUUUCAUUGUAUCUUGGAAUGAAGCAGAGCUCAAUAUCUGUUGUUUAUGUCAUUCAUUUGAAUAUAGAGGUUUUCUUUGUAGACAUGCAAUGAUUGUUCUUCAAAUGUCUGGUGUUUCCAGCAUCCCAACUCACUAUAUACUGAAACGAUGGACAAAAGAUGCAGUGAAAAUCCCACAGACCAUGAGUGAAAUACCAAACAGACUUCAGUACAGGGUCCAACGUUUCAAUGAUCUAUGCAAACGAGCCAUUAAAUUAGGUGAAAAAGGGUCUUUAUCUCCUGAAACCUAUGAUAUUGCCUUUCAUGCACUAGAGGAAGCCUUGAAACAUUGUGUGGGUGUUAAACAUUCUGUCGGGAGUGUUUUAGAGCCUAACAUGCUGACUACUCAAGGUUCUUUUACCAUUGAAGAAGAGAAUCCAGGCAACAAUUUGGCCAAGGCAUCAAAGAGAAAAAAAGUACAUAAGAAGCGAAAGGUACAAUUGGAGUCAGAAGCAAUAAGUCUUGGGAUGCAAGAGAGCAAUCAGCCAAUGGAACAGUUGAACCCAAGAACAGACGCCCUUGAAAACUGUUAUGUUGGUCAACAGAGCAUGCAAGGGAUGGAACUAGGACGAUCAAGGGGACCAACACUGGAUGGCGUCUAUUACGGUGCUCAGCAGCAGCAGCAGAGUGUGCAAGGAGUGGGACAAUUAAACCCAAUCUCAUCAAUGCGAGAUGGCUAUUAUAACAAUCAACAGUCUGGGACAAUUGUAUACAAUUCCAAUACGUGUUGGUCAUUAUAGUACUCAACAAAACCUACCAUGAUUGGACUGGAUUCAAUAAUAAUGGAAUUUUCAUGAAACAAUUUUGUUUCAUUUACCGGUCUUUUUGAAUAUUGAUGCACUUGAGUUCAGUGUUAAUGUACAAUGUGUUUUAUCAUUUGUAAUAAUAAUUAAAUACUUAUAUAUUUAUUAUUUUUAACUUUCAAGUA